Messenger RNA from Epinephelus fuscoguttatus (brown-marbled grouper), 4552 nucleotides. Its product is annotated as low affinity immunoglobulin gamma Fc region receptor III-like. Gene Ontology annotation, molecular function: transmembrane signaling receptor activity. Gene Ontology annotation, biological process: cell surface receptor signaling pathway. The record is from RefSeq and is a predicted model, not a curated record. The transcript has 7 exons. NCBI's taxonomy places the organism in Eukaryota, Metazoa, Chordata, Actinopteri, Perciformes, Serranidae. The coding region runs from base 2551 to 3306 and encodes 251 amino acids.
AGGUGCCACAGCGGGUGCCACAGCGGGUGCCACAACAGGUGCCACAGCAGGUGCCACAGCAGGUGCCACAGCAGGUGCCAGGCAGCCACUGACAUUUCUUAACACCAUGAAACAUCUGGCUGCCUUACCAACUGACCACUGCUUCUGGCGUCGGUGUCUGACACUGAGGUCACUGACAAAGAGGUGGAAUUCUACGACUUCAAACGAGAUCAGGUCAUUGUAACACAACUAAAGAGAGCAGUGGUUGUAUGAGUCACUCAGGCUGACUGCAGAGGGCAGACUAGGACCUCUUCUUCAUCACUUUGAAUAAAUGAGGGACGUUUAUAACAAAAUAAAGCUCAAGUCACUGAAUAAAGAGGCCUGUUAACAUGUGUCAGAGACAACACAUGAACAUGAGCAUCGCAGGACACUUUAAUGUCUCUGCUGGAUUUCUGUUGAUGAUGUGAUGUGAUGGGGGGGAGGGGGAGGGGGCUUUACUCCACAGGAUCCUUCACACUGUUGCUGUCUUUAUUUCCAAGGUGCUCAACUUUACUUUGACAUGUGUCAGUUAUUUUGACACUGAUUCAGUCUCACUACUUCAGUAUCAGUGACAAUGAAGGUUUGAAGAUGAUUUUUUUACCCACAUAACAAAGCUGUGAGAGCAGAUAUUAGCACAGGGUCCCUCCACAGGACGUGUCUAUACUGCAGAGGUAAGCCACACAGGAAGAGGAAGCUUUCAUCGACAUUAAACUUAGACUAUGUUUGAGUCUGAUGAUCAGUCAGUCAGCAGGAGGACAACAUGGAGGUCACAGCGCUCUGCGUCACACUGUGUGAGUACUGAGUCUGUCUUUAAGGGCCUUGAUACAGCGUAGUGUAGUUAACACUGAGUGAAGGCGUCAGUGUUGAGCAGUGUCACAUGUUCAUAGUUUAAGACCUGGAAAGAGUCGAUAAUGUGUUUAUGUCAAACCAUUUGCAGUUUCCAUGAUCGUCAGACAUAAAGUGUUUGUUCUGUACACUUCUGUAAACCAUGGAUACAUUAUAUGUGUACAUUAUUCUGUAGCCGACAUGUUGAAACUUUGAAGGUUUGUCACAGAACACUUGGUUUUGGUUCAGAGGAGAUCAGGUUUUGGCUUGAAGCACCCAAAUUUGGUGGCACAAACGCGGCUAGAAAAGUAGGAACAGGUCGGAGAAAAGCACACACAGCUACUGUGGCUCACAACUCCACCAUGAUCUGCUGAAGAGAACCAGGUCGUUAAAAUUUACCAUAAACACCGGUGGAAACGUGUCGCCAAAAACAACCUGGUCUCACUUUAAGUUGUUUAAUACCAGCGCUUGAGCAGUGACCUCCGACAUCUAUCAAACUCUGUUCUGUUUUCAAAGGAGGAAAAAACAUCAGUUAGCAGUGUUGUACCAAUGUAGUGCUUUUAUUUUGAAAGAGACUGCAAACUUCUGUACGGAUUUUGGAUGUUCUCCCCGUGUCAGUGUGGGUUUCCUCCAGGUGCUCUGACAUGUUCUCCCCGUGUCAGCGUGGGUUUCCUCCAGGUGCUCUGACAUGUUCUCCCUGUGUCAGCGUGGGUUUCCUCCAGGUGCUCCAACAUGUUCUCCCUGUGUCAGCAUGGGUUUCCUCCAGGUGCUCUGACAUGUUCUCCCUGUGUCAGCGUGGGUUUCCAUGUUCUCCCUGUGUCAGCAUGGGUUUCCUCCAGGUGCUCUGACAUGUUCUCCCUGUGUCAGCGUGGGUUUCCUCCAGGUGCUCUGACAUGUUCUCCCUGUGUCAGCGUGGGUUUCCUCCAAGUGUUCUGACAUGUUCUCCCUGUGUCAGCGUGGGUUUCCUCCAGGUGCUCCGACAUGUUCUCCCUGUGUCAGCGUGGGUUUCCUCCAGGUGCUCCGACAUGUUCUCCCUGUGUCAGCGUGGGUUUCCUCCAGGUGCUCCGACAUGUUCUCCCUGUGUCAGCGUGGGUUUCCUCCAGGUGCUCCGACAUGUUCUCCCCGUGUCAGCGUGGGUUUCCUCCAGGUGCUCCGACAUGUUCUCCCCGUGUCAGCGUGGGUUUCCUCCAGGUGCUCUGACAUGUUCUCCUCGUGUCAGCGUGGGUUUCCUCCAGGUGCUCCGACAUGUUUUCCCUGUGUCAGCGUGGGUUUCCUCCAGGUGCUUUAUGUUGAUCUUGAACAGUGGUGGUCAGUUUGGCAGCCAUCUCAUCUCGGUGUCACGCCAGUCACCUUCCUUUCAACCACCAGACGUCAAAUUCAGCUCAGAUACUAUGUUAUUUUAGAGAUACUGAUAUCCUCCAUAUGAGCUGUACACAUAUAAGGCAUCCAUGAUGGUAACUUGUCUGCUAUGCUGCUUUAUACUCGACUAUAUUUCAGAGGUGUAUUUCGUCCUUUGAACUUCACUCCUAUCCAGCAGAUAGAUUUACUAAAUACUCUGCAGAUCAAGUGUGCACUCAAAAAAUAUCAUUUAUUUUACAGAUUAAUAUUCCAAAACAAUAGUUGUUGAAAUAGUUUUUUAACAGCAGAUAUGUUUUUAAUGCACAUCUGAUUUAUUGAUUUAUUAUUUCUUUAUCUGUGUGCACAGUGAUGAAUCUGUGGCUGCUGCUGGUGAUGAAAGUUCAGGACAGUUAUUCUCAGAAUGUGUACGCAGCUUUUCCUCGUGUGGAUCCAGCCAGACUUCAGUACUUUGAAUACGAGUCCAUCCAUUUUAGCUGUGCAGGGUUUGAUGGGUCUCGUGGAUGGACAGUGAUGAAAAAGAUCCCAAAUCAAAACAGCACAUGUGGCACCAGCUGGGGAGCCUUCAAUGGGUCCCACUGCAGCAUCACCAAUACCUACGUAGACGACAGUGGAGAGUACUGGUGUCGGACUGAAGACGGAAGGACAGGCAACACUGUCAGCAUCACUGUUACAGCUGGCUCAGUGAUCCUGGAGACUCCCAUCCCUCCUGUGAUGGAGGGAGACACUGUGACUCUACGCUGCAGGAACAAGACAGGUCCUGCCAACAUCUCUGCUUCCUUCUAUAAAGAUGGCCGCCUCAUCCAGAACGUCUCUGCAGGAAACCUGACCAUCCACAGUGUGUCCAAGUCUGAUGAAGGACUCUACAGGUGUCUCAUCUCUGGAGGUGGAGAGUCAGCAGAGAGCCGGCUGGCUGUCACAGGAUAUCAUGACGAGGCUAUGCCCUUUUGUUCGGAUCAACUUCCUGUUCUCCUCUACCUCCUCGUCAGGACGGUGGGCACAGUUUUAUGGGUGGCUCUGCUGCUGUUGGUGCUGAGGAGACGUCACUCUGGGGAAAGUACACAGCUGACCAAUCUGGACAGAGAAGAAGCUGGACAAACCAAAUAAUGAGUGACGCUUCACACACUUUUAAUGCACCCAGUCUCUUUUCACCCUGCAUGCUCUCUGACAUGAUCAUUAUGUGUUUAAUACGACGUGUUCUUUAAAGUGAUGUACAGAUUUAUAACUGUGUUUUGUACAGAAAAUAACUCAUUAGCAUAUUUUAUGUCUUGGCUGGUGUGUCAGUCGUGUGCUGUGAUCACUGUGCAACACAAGAUGAAGUUUCUCAGGAGUGAAGCUCAAGAUAUUUCUUGUGUUUAAACCACACCAUCUGUCUGUAAUCAGAAUAUCUUUCUUUCUUUCUAAUGUUAAACCCUGACGGACCGCGUGCAGAGUAACCACAGCGCCUCUGCAGCUCUGUGAGGAGACGCUGUGGGUUUGUUUUAGCGAAGACUCAUCGAACUCAGAAGACUCAGGUCACGUUCUUUGGUUUAGAUCUACACCUGCUCAGUGGUAGUGCUUAGUCACCUACCGUUUGUCAUGUGUGCUGGAGUAUUUUUAAUCGUGUGAAGCACUUUGUGUUGCAUUCUGUUUGUGUGAAAAGUGCUAUGUAAAUUUAUAAAUAUAUAGAUAUUUAUAUAUAUAGAUAUAUAUAUUGAUUGAUUGCAUUUGAUCUCUUAAAUAUAGCUGAGCAGUGCACAGACAGAUGAAGUGUGAACGCUCUGCUGUUUGUGGUGUUAUUUCCACCAGUGCAGAAAAAUAAAGAGCAAAGUGUUUAUUUUGUGUCUGGACGUCCAGCAUGAGAUUUCCCAUCUGUGUCACAGCAGACACACGAAACAAGGAGCUAAACCCUUUUAUACUUCACACCCAAAACACAAUUCAUUUGGCACAAAUCCAGUAUUAUUGUACAAAUCUAAAAGCAAAGCUCUGCAAUCUGAAACGCUUCAACAUCCAUUCAUCCGUCAUCAAACAGAUCUGUGUGAUCUCUGUGAACAUGGAAGGGAUGGAUGGUCAAAGCAUUUAAAAGCAGCUGGUUUCAGAAUUCAGAAGCACCAGAGGGUUUUUAUAGUCUAAACUGGGAUCAAUGGACCAUUAGCAUUUCUCCUUAAACAUAAUAACAAUCCAAUCAUUUCAAUUACUACAAAAUAUUUAGUAAUUUAAAUUUAAUUAUACGUUAUUCGUGCCUUUUUGUGUGUUCGUCAGAUGUUAACAUAUGUUUCCUUGUGUUGGACAAAUAAUUUGAACUGUUAUUAAGUGUUACUAAGAGUGCUCUCCACCACCUGUCAUUUUAACUGCUCCCUGAGAAAAGAGAAAA